CGAGCAUGCAAAUAGAGAGGAGCCAUAGCGAGAGCCUGAGCAAAAGCAUGGACGAGUCGGAGCUAAGGAAGGUGUUCCAGAUGUUCGACAAGAAUGGUGACGGGCAGAUCACCAAGAAGGAGCUGGGUGAGUCGUUCAAGAACCUCGGGAUCUACAUCCCUGAAGACGAGCUCGACGUCACCAUGGAAAAGAUCGACACAAAUGGCGACGGCUGUGUUGAUGUUGAGGAGUUCAGCUCGCUCUACCGCUCGAUCCUCGCCGAGGGUGAGGGUGACGACAAGGGCGACGAGGAGGACGGCUUGCGGGAGGCCUUUGAUGUCUUCGACAGGAAUGGCGACGGCUACAUCACCGUCGAGGAGCUGCGGUCCGUGCUGUCCAGCCUCGGACUCAAGCAGGGCCGCACCCCGGAGGAAUGCCGCCAGAUGAUUAGCAAGGUCGAUGCCGACGGUGAUGGCCGUGUCGAUUUCAAGGAGUUCAAGCAGAUGAUGCGUGGCGGUGGCUUUUCCGCGAUCCGAGGAUGAGGACGGUGGCGGGAAAAAGGUGGGCGGGAUCGGCCGACGUUGUAGAUAAUUGACCUUCAACAUGGCAAUCAUGCAUUGUGGAUUACAUGCAUGAAAUGGUUCAUUCCUUUUGAAACACGGUGUAGAUUGAGUAAUUUAAGGCUGCUUUGGUCUAUGUUGUCAUCUGUUUUGGGGUGUGGGGGUUUGGGUCGGAUUCAGAACGUCUUUAAUUUGUAGGGUAGACAAGGGAGGCCUUAAUUUGUAGUGGUGUCCGUGUUAAUUGUUUGUUUGAUAACUGACUUUGUGUCUCUUUGUUCCAAAACUACAACAGGAGCAAGUGCCAUGCAUUUCCUCCAUA
Messenger RNA from Brachypodium distachyon (stiff brome), 858 nucleotides. RefSeq names its product probable calcium-binding protein CML28. The record is from RefSeq and is a predicted model, not a curated record. The coding region runs from base 6 to 521 and encodes 171 amino acids. Lineage: Eukaryota; Viridiplantae; Streptophyta; Magnoliopsida; Poales; Poaceae. The transcript has a single exon. Gene Ontology annotation, molecular function: calcium ion binding.